AUGAAAUUCAUCAUUUUACUGGGGCUACUGCCAUUUGCAUCUUCUCAGCAGACUGAAAAAUGUGAUUCUACGAAGUUCAGCCAUUGUAAUGUGGCACUCGGCCAAUACUGGAAUGUGGACACCUCAAACAUGUGGAAUGACAUUAAUCAGCUGAACCAAGUGAUGCUCUCGCUGAUGAAAUUGCCGUAUAGCAUAAACAAUUAUGCGAACAUAUGCAAUGGCUUUGCGAACUUUUACGCUUGUCUCGGCCCCGCUAACAUCCAAAACUGCCUCGGUUUGGUUGGACAAGUCGGUAUGGGAAGAUCUCCACAAGAUGCUUAUGCUUACUUAGGAUUUAUGGCCGACUGGAGAUUUAAGUGCGGUGCUGGCUUUUUCGCCGUCUACGAAAGCUCGACGUUCACUUCCUGCACUCAAAGCACAUAUGUGAAUUACAAUACAGACAUGGGCAAGGUGGUCGUUGACUACAGGAUGAACAUUACCGCCGACCCGAACAACGCGUGCAAAUACGCUCAAAACCUUAUGGAUACAUAUGCAACAAUCUAUCGCAAUGGCGCAUGUCGUGCGACAAAUGCUGCUGAUGCCCAAUGGUACGGUUGCGAAUCUGGACGUGAAUACACAAACGCACAGUUCAGGCACUGCCAGCAUUCUACAAAGUGCCGUGAGUCUGAAUUUUGCGAAUGUCAUAAGAAUAAAGCGCAGUUUUCUUUUCCAGCCAAGACCAAUUGA
Cylicocyclus nassatus is the source of this 726-nucleotide messenger RNA. The record is from the annotation of a GenBank genome assembly. Lineage: Eukaryota; Metazoa; Nematoda; Chromadorea; Rhabditida; Strongylidae.